Sardina pilchardus (European sardine) is the source of this 3417-nucleotide messenger RNA. It is a transcript of the gene ubtd1b, whose product is annotated as ubiquitin domain containing 1b. Lineage: Eukaryota; Metazoa; Chordata; Actinopteri; Clupeiformes; Clupeidae. Gene Ontology annotation, molecular function: protein binding. The transcript is spliced from 4 exons. Bases 1106 to 2029 code for a protein of 307 amino acids. The record is from RefSeq and is a predicted model, not a curated record.
GCUGACUGCUCCAACAUCAGGAAGGGAAAGGAAUGUUACCCUAGUCGCAGCAACUAUGAACGCUUUGAAGUUUUGAAACUCUUGUGGGCCAGAUUAACGGAUGACCAACGAAUCCACUACAUCCUAAAUCAAGUGUAGAGGCUUUUAAAGGAAGAAACGGAGUUGUCACCUGCCAAGACUCGCUGUCGAAAGUUUUGUUAUGGUGGUUUGAUGGCUAGCUAGCAAGGAACGUGUAUGUUAGCUACCAAGCUAAUCUGCCCGCUUACUUGUAUUAUUAGCUAAGCUGCUAACUGCAACGUUAUCGUAGUUUUGACGAGUUAAUAAUUAACCUCGCUCUCACUGCUUUCUGUUAUCUGGUCGUCAUAUUGGUCGCCAGAUCCAGUUAAUUAAAGAAGAGGUUUACACAUUUGGAAACAGUUUAGCCUCAGCUGGUGUCGACUUGUGAACGCAUGUAAUCAAAUGAGGAACAUAUCUUCUAGUAGCGAUACCGUUGCAGCUAGUAAGCUACCAGACGAGAAAAGUUGCUCAAGAUGAAAUUGUUAGGCCUCGGGCAGUCUGCGCUGAUUUCAGUGAGUUUUUGUCUUUAAUUCGCCACAUGGUUAGCACCACAUCAAUGCACGAGAGUUGACGUUUUGCUUGGAAUGUUUGAGAUAUCGAAUAAUAAUAUUCGCACCGCCAUCUGAGCGGAACAGACAGAAGUUCCCUUUUGGACAGAUUGCUAGCUAGCUAACUUCCACUCGCUAAGGAAAAAGUAUUUUUUUUCUUAACAUUGGGCUGCCUUGUCAAACUGCAUAGUGUUGAUUGAAGAAGCCUUCGACGGAGUCUGUGCCAUAUAAAAACGAAGACAUUUUACUUUGUUAGCUAGGGGGGAAAGUUUCUUCAAACGGUUUGCUAACGUUACCUUCCAAAGCUAGCUAGCGCCUUCAAAACCCAUAGUUGCCACCUAUGCGAAGACACCCUGAUGCCGAUCAGCCUUUUGAACUUCCUCAUUGAAGUUUGAGCCAUAUCUGCCACCCGCUGUCACGUCCGUGUGCCAGGCUGGCGCUGAGUUUAAUUGUGUACCGGUAGUCAGUGAUGCCGUGGCGUGGACCCAACAACUGACACUAUGGGAGGAUGCGUGGGAAGAGAGCGUGGGGAUUCACGCGGACAGGGGUCGUCCCGCGCUGGUGGCAGGACCGGACGGAAGCGUGGAGCCCGUAACGAGCCCCUGAAGAAGGAGCGUCCCAAGUGGAAGAGCGACUACCCGAUGACCGAGGGCCAGCUGCGCAGCAAGAGAGAUGAAUUCUGGGAUACGGCGCCGGCCUUCGAGGGCCGCAAGGAGAUCUGGGACGCACUGAAGGCGGCCGCCGUCGCCCUGGAGACCAACGACCACGAGCUCGCGCAGGCCAUCGUGGACGGAGCCAGCAUCACACUCCCACAUGGCACGCUGAAUGAGUGUUAUGACGAGCUGGGCAACCGCUACCAGCUGCCCGUGUACUGCCUGGCUCCGCCCCUUAAUCUGAUCUCCGAGCGCAGCGACGAAGAGCCGUCCGACACGCCCGACCCCCCCGCCCCCCCCAGGAAGGAGUUCUCCCUCAAGGUGCGUCUGUCGACGGGGCGAGACGUGCGCGUGAGCGCCAGCAUGGCGGACUCCAUCGGUCAGCUGAAGAAGCAGCUGCAGGCGGCGGAGGAGAUCGAGGCGCAGCACCAGCGCUGGUUCUUCAGCGGGAAGCUGCUCACCGACAAGACGCGGCUGCAGGACACCAAGAUCCAGAAGGACUUCGUCAUCCAGGUCAUCGUCAACCAGCCGCCCACACACACCACACACACACACACACACACCACGCCCACACACACCACGCCCACACACACCUCGCCAACACACACCAGCCCCACACACACCACCCCUACACACACCACGCCCACACACACCACCCCCACACACACCACCCCCACACACACCACCCCAACACACACCAGCCCCACACACACCACGCCAACACACACCACCCCAUCCCCCCCCUCCUCCCCCACCACCCCCAACAACUGACCUGCACCAGGGGGCCAAGGAGCAGCACGAGAGGACAAGUGUGUGUGUGUGUGUGUGUGUGUGUGUGUGUGUGUGUGUGUGAGGAUACGGAGGUGGAGAGGAGCCGCUGCGGGAGGACGCAGAUGAUUCUUCUUUUCUCAUAAAUGCCGCCAUUAAAGAUGGACUCUAGAUCUUCACCUGCUGGACUCAGCCAUUGAUUGGACUCGUAAGAGCCUACAUGUCCCCAAUUCCACCCCCCCAACACACACACACACACACACACACACACAAGAAGUGUGUUGCAUCCAACUCACUGUCUUACCACAGAGCCCCGCGCCUCCCUUAUGCUGAUGAUGGACUGUGUGUGUGUGUGUGUGUGUGUGUGUGUGUGUGUGUGAGUACAUGCGUUAUAGAGGAGAUUUGAGAUGUGUGUGUGAUGUUGGAAUGUACCUCUUGGGUACCUGUGUGCCUUUCUAGAGAUGUCCAGAUGAGAUACACACUUGAUUCAACGUGUGUGUUUGUUAGAGUGACCAUAGAUGAUGAUGUACUUUAAAGUCUCUCCAAUCUCUGUGUGUGUGUGAGAGAGAGAGAGAGAGAACUGCCCCCUAAAUACACCAAACCACACACACACACACACACACACACACACCCACCCGUAGAGGACCACCGGUUCUGGUUUCUCUCAGAACUUUGACUCUUCAGAAAGAACCUUGAGAAUAAUAAUGGAGCGCCAAACUACCGGAAUGGAUUCUGUUGCUACACACACACACGCACACGCACACGCACGCACACACACACACACACACACCUUUCCAGUGCUGCUGGCCCAUGCUGUCAAUCCUACUGUUUUUGUGAACUCCUAAUUCAUCAUGUGAGGAAAUCAAACACGAGUCACAACUCUCAGCUAAACACACACACACACACACACACACACACACACACACACACAUAUCAGGUGUGGGGAGCCGUGCUGAUGGGCAGGGGAGAAUGUGAAGGGUCUAUUGUCCAUGUUGAACACCAUAAGCCUUAAGAGAGGGCCGAGCCUAAGGCCAUAGCAGUACUGUGUGUGUGUGUGUGUGUAGAACAUCACAUUUCAACAGUUCUGUUGCAGUGUGUAGCAAUGGAACUGGUCUUGUCAAAGUGCAGUUCAGACAGAUUCUGUGUGUGUGUGUGUGUGUGUGUGUGUGUGUGUGUGUGUGUGUGUGUGUGAGAGACAGAAGAACCGUGAUGAGCCUGUCUCCAUGACGAUCACGAGAGGAGCCCGUCACCAUGACGAUGGUGAUGAGGAGACUGCAAGAUGAUGCUCCAGAAAGAUCUGUAAUCUGAAGAAUGUCGAUGGAAGAACUCGUCUGUCCACUGAUGUCCAUGUGUGUGCUUCUGAACUGAACGAUUAAAGAAGAUAUAUAAGA